This is a messenger RNA of Musa acuminata subsp. malaccensis (wild Malaysian banana), 1135 nucleotides long. RefSeq lists its product as uncharacterized. The record is from RefSeq and is a predicted model, not a curated record. NCBI's taxonomy places the organism in Eukaryota, Viridiplantae, Streptophyta, Magnoliopsida, Zingiberales, Musaceae.
ACCCUCGCCUCGCCUCUGGGCACCUCUGCUUCUUCUCUUCUUCCUUCUCGCCAGUCCAACAUCCGCAGCUUGCCUUCCUGUCGUCUUUCUUUCGUGGCGAUGGCGCUUCGUGGCCUCAACUCCCCUUUCGAUUGCCUGUUAUUGGAUCUUGAUGACACCUUGUACUCUUCUACCAUUGGCAUCGCGCAAGCUUGCAGGAAGAACAUUGAAGAGUUUCUUGCCUUCAAAUGCGGGAUAUCGGCAGAGAGAGCCUUCUCCCUCCGCGUCGAGCUCUUUCGAUCCUACGGCAGCUCCCUCGCAGGCCUCAUUGCCCUCGGUUAUGACGUGCACCCCGAUGAGUACCACAGCUACGUUCAUGGAAGGUUGCCCUACGAACUGAUCAAGCCUGACGCGGAGCUGCGGGAGCUUCUCCUCGGCAUUCCCCAGACCAAGAUCCUGUUUACGAACUCGGACAGGCAGCACGCGAGGAGGGCGCUGCAGAGGUUGGGCAUCGAGGAAGGGUGCUUCCGGCGUAUCAUUUGCUUCGAGACGAUGAAUCCCCACCUCUUCGGGGACGAGAUAGGAGCCAACAGCUCUCCGCCAUUGCCGGCCGUGGCGACUCCAGAGGUGAUCCUCAAGCCCUCUGCUCCGGCAAUGGAGAUGGCCGUGCGGCUUGCUGGCUUUGGCCCCCAUCGCACGCUCUUCGUAGACGACAGCGAGAGGAACAUCGCCGCAGGAAAAGCAGCAGGUCUUCGCACUGCUUUGGUCGGGAAGCGUGUGAAGACGAAGGAAGCAGAUUACUUGUUGGAUAGCAUCUCCAGGUUGAAGCAGGUCGUACCAGAAAUCUGGCGAGGGCUGGAAAUGGAAAGAGGUGGAGAUCAUGGCGCGACAGCAAUGAGGAGUGACUUGGAUUCCAUCAGACCGACCUACCCAGUCGGGGCUUAGUCGCCGUCACCACGCCACCUCGCCCCAUCACCAUAGCUUUGCUGCUGCAAGCUACGGUCGUCAGUGGGCCUUCUUAUUGCACAUACUGCUGUAUUAUAUCGUUUCCUUUGUGUUGCUGACGCGACGCACAUCCUCUUUGCCUGUCCAUGUAUGCGUCAGCUGCGUAUUGUAAAGGAAUAAAUGGUCAGUGGGGCUCAUGACAUUUGAACCA